Molecule: messenger RNA, 1381 nt
Organism: Halichondria panicea
Lineage: Eukaryota; Metazoa; Porifera; Demospongiae; Suberitida; Halichondriidae
Product: protein O-mannose kinase-like
Exons: 1
Coding region: 199-1326 (375 amino acids)
Biological process (GO): protein O-linked glycosylation; carbohydrate phosphorylation
Cellular component (GO): endoplasmic reticulum membrane
Molecular function (GO): phosphotransferase activity, alcohol group as acceptor; carbohydrate kinase activity
Source: RefSeq, a predicted model, not a curated record
AUUAGGGGGCGUUCAAAGAGGCAUACAUAAAACUUGUAAGCGGGGCUCAAUGUAGCAUAUCUAAUAGCUAGCUAGCCGGCCUGUACUGUACUACUACUGUAGCUAGUCGAGUGUGCAUGUGAUGCAUAUGCUGAACUCUGAUGUGGAGUACUAUAUAUAUGCGUGUAGUAUCUAGAUGUGAAGGUAUAUGAAUCGAACAUGAAGAAACAGCACUGUACAUUGAUAUCAGUAUUGCUCCUGUGUGUGGUGGUCCUCUUAGCUUGGAAGGUCUGGACCACAAUCACCCUGGAAAUAGAGAUCUAUACACAGGUUGAGGCUCAGAUAGCAACAAUUGCUAACACUCUAUCCAAAUGCAAAGCAUUCCAAGAUCGAAACGAUCACUCACAACACAAUUCCGGAUUGAACGGAGAGGGAAUUAAGAGAUGUGUUAUCGGAACAAUUUUAAAGGACAAACAAUGUAUUCCAUGCCCUCGAGGGACGUUCAGUUUACCAGGAUGGAUAGCGUGUGAUAGUCAUCUCACUUGUGAUCAAAUUCAAUACGAUGUUAGUGUCACAAAUCACUUGUUUGUCAUCGGGCAAUGGCAUUACAAGUCAGCUGAGUGGAGUGGUUACCAAGUAAUACAUGCUUCGAUGGAAACGGAACAUAUGUCAUCAAUACAUUUUGAUCCUAAAGUUAUUGGUGACGUCCUGAAAAAUUCAAGCUUUUUACACCCAAUCGGUUUCUGUAUUGAAAGGGGUACAAUUGUGUUUGUACAACCUUCAGUAUCGACAAUUAAAGGUCGUGCAAUUGAAUUAGAGGCAAUGAUGAUUCGCAAUUCCAAGUGUGACAGUUGGAUAGUUCGAUUUAAACUAGCUAUUGACUUUGUAAGGACAUUAUCGCAGCUGCAUUCAACCCCUGGUGGUCCUGUGGUCUUAUGCAACAGUCUUAGCUUGGAGCAAACUCUCAGACAGUUGGCAAUAACUGAAUAUUGGGAGCUCACUCUAGGAGCUUUCGAUAAUUUGCAACAGAGGAAGAACGGUUCUCUCAUAAAAUGCAGCGACAAAGAAAUGAAAGGAGAUUUUGUAGCUCCUGAACAAAGAUGGCCAUAUCGUGAAACAAAAGUGUUCAAUAUCCAGCAGCAACCAGGCUAUACUGAAGCUUCUGAUGUGUGGAAAAUUCCCGACAUUACUGAAACUCUUCUGGGCAACUCCAAAAAUGCACGUAAAGUUUUAGACUACUUGUCUCUGACACACUUUUUAUGCAAGAGUGAAGACGUGAGAUCAAUUAGUGCUGCUGAGGUGUUGCAACAGUAUGUAGAAGUCUGGAAACUGUUGGUGUAUUAUUAGCUAGAAUCAUUCUAAAAUCAAAUUUUAUUCCCUGUCUAAUUAUUCUUGCGUUUCA